AUGGUAGACAUAAAUUCUUCAUCAUUAUUUCAAAGUAAUUUAAGUACAAUAUUACAUUGGCCAUUAGCACGUAAAAUCGAAUUACUUUCAUCAUUUUCUCAAUGUUCAACACCAUUAUGUCUUUGUGCGGGAUGGAUAAAACCAAAUGAAUCAACAAUAAAUAAUUUAACAACAAAUGAUGAUACAAUAAUAACACGUAAACCAUUACUUUGUUCUUCAUGUCAACAUUCAUUUGAUGUACAUUAUAAUGAAAAAACGAAAGCGAAAUAUUGGUCAUCAGAAUCAACAUUAGAACAAGUUGAUUCAGCUAUACAAACAUUGCUUGAUGCUGAUUUAUUAAUACGUUUUGCUACAUCAUCAUCAUUAUCUGAUCAACAUGAUUUAUCAACGAAUCGUACACUUUUAUUUAUUGCACAAACAUUACAAUCAACAAUAACAACAAUGGCAAUACAUUCAACACGACGAGAUUUAAUUAAUACAAAUAUGAUUAAUUUAUUAGGUAUGUGUCCAUUUGAGCAACCAUGUAUACGUGAUGCUGUGAUUAAUUUUAUUUGUUCAACUCCACCAACAUUUGCAUCAACAGCAACAAAUGAUAAUCAACAAUUACAUGUUAUUUUUGAAGCUGGUAAACAAUUUUUAAAUUUAUUAAAUACUUGGAAAAUGCCAUCAAAUGUUGCUCAUCAACUAUGGCUACAACAAGAAUCAUCUACACAAACAAAUACAAAAAAGACUAGUAAUUAUGAAUUAUGGUAUGCUCGUUGGGUUGGUUAUUGUAUUGUUCCACAAUUAUGUCCAAAAUCUUUAACAAAAUAUGAUCCAAUAACAAUAUUUGGUCUUGAAUAUCUUUUAAUUAUUUUUGAUCAUUUUAAAUCAGAUAUGCUUUCAACACGUUCACUAACAUCAUCACUUAUCCGUUUUUUUGAUACAUUUCAACAAACAUUAACUGAAUCAGAUUCAUCAUGUUGGUCAUCAUCUUAUGAACGACCAGUUAUACCAAUGCUUGAAGCAAAUAUUGAAACAUUAUUAGCUGAUGAUCAAUCCAAUACACAAACAAAUUCAUUAAAUGAAACAACAGAAAAGAAAAUAACAAGACGUGUAUCAAAAGCAUUAACAAAUAAAAAACAACUUAAAAGACUUGAACCAUCUCGAAUGAUUGUAUCAUCAUCAGCAGCAUCAUCGUCAUCAUCAUCAUCCUCAUCCUCUCAUACUCAACAGCAACAACAACAACAACAGCAAACACAACAAAAUACAUCACCAUUACCAGGUAGUGAAUUUAUCAAUCGUGUUUGGUCAUCUGUAUGUGAACGUCAUGAACAACGUUUACGUGCUGAAAUUGAAAAAACUUUAUUUAAAGCAAAUCCAAAACGUGAUGAAGUAGCCCGUCUUGCUGAACAACGAGGUUUUGCAGAAUUUCAUCUUAUUAAACAUGAUUUAAGUAAACAUGGAGCUGAAGAAACAGAUGUUAUGUAUAAAAGAUUAUUACAAUUAAUUAAUGUUUUUUCACGUGCUCUACCUAAAAUGCCACAAAAUUAUAUAGCACGAACGGUACUUGAUCCAAGGCAUCAAUCACUUAUUAUUAUUUUUGCUUCGAAAGUUAUUGGUGGAAUUUGUUUUCGAAUGUUUCCACAUCGAAAUUUUUCCGAAAUUGUCUUUUGUGCUGUAAGUGAAUAUCAACAAGUACGUGGUUAUGGUACUCAUCUAAUGAAUCAUUUAAAAGAUUAUCAUAUUCGAUUAAAUAUAACAAAUUUAUUAACAUAUGCCGAUGGUUUUGCUGUUGGUUAUUUUAAAAAACAAGGUUUUUCAUCAACAAUAACAUUAAAUGAACAAGUUUAUACAGGUUAUAUAAAAGAUUAUGAUGGAGCAACGCUAAUGCAAUGUUCACUUUAUACACAAGUAACAUAUACACGUUUAACAGAAACUUUAUCAUUAAUAAAAGAAAGUAUAAAUGUUAUUCGUACACAUCGUUAUAAUCAAAUAAAACAAGCACAUCCUGAUGCAAAAUUUCUUCCCAAUGAUAUUCAAACAACAGAUUUAAAUAAUUAUGAUGAUUUAAUUAAUUUUGAUCAUAAUGAAAUGAAUUCCAAUGAUGAUUCAGUUGAUAUUAAUUUAUUAUAUAUAACAUUAAAAAGUGUUUAUCAAGAAAUUCGUUCACAUCCUUAUGCUAGUCAUGUACAAAAACGAACUCUUUUUCAAGAUUAUUUAUCUUCACCACCAUUAUUUCCUAUUGAUCUUGAUACAAUACAUGAACGAUUAAAAACAAAAUAUUAUCAUAAUGCAUAUACAUUUACAGCUGAUAUAAGUCGACUUUUAGAUAUUGCUGUACGAGCGUAUUCAAAUCAGAAAAAAGAUCAUACAAAUGAAAUACGCGCAUUUGAUACAUUUGUAAGACGAAAAAUGAACGAAUUUGGUUUAGAAAUUGGUCAUGCACAACAAAUCUAUGAAUAA
Adineta steineri is the source of this 2445-nucleotide messenger RNA. NCBI's taxonomy places the organism in Eukaryota, Metazoa, Rotifera, Eurotatoria, Adinetida, Adinetidae. The record is from the annotation of a GenBank genome assembly.